AUGGUAGUUCGUAUGAGCAGUCUGCCAGUCACGUGGUUAAUGGCGGCCGAGAAGAUGUACAACACGUCUCUGCUGCUGGACCAGAUGCUGAUUGGUUACGAUAGACGACUCCGACCGGGGUUUGGAGGCAAACCGGUUACUGUGAACGUGUAUAUCAACCUGCGAUCCAUGGGACCUAUAUCAGAGUUAGAUAUGGUCUACACGAUGGACUGUUACUUCCGCCAGACGUGGAACGACAAGCGCCUGUCCAUGAACAACUCUCUGGAACACAUGCCGCUCGGCAUCACCAUCCUGGAGAAGAUCUGGCAUCCCGACACCGUCUUCUACAACGGGCAGAAGUCCUACCUGCACACCAUCACGACGCCUAACAAGUUUAUCCGCAUCAGCCCCGACGGCAACAUCCUGUACUCACAGAGACUGACAAUACAGGCAAAUUGUAUUAUGGAUCUGAAAAGGUUCCCGAUGGAUAUCAAGCGUUGUCCACUACAUUUUGGUAGCUUUGCUUAUUCCGACAGCGACGUUAUCUACAGAUGGCGGUACGAUCACAAGAAAUCGAUAGAGACGGCAAAAGACAUCUGGCUGUCCCAGUUUGAUCUGGUGGAUAACAAUUUAUACAAUUACACCAGCGAAAUCAAGGGAGAUAAAUGAAUGAUACUAUUCUCUCUAGCCCCUCACACUGUUCUCUCGGUUAAAUUCCACCUGUAUCGGAACACUGGCUACUUCAUCAUCCAGAUCUACGUACCGUGUGCCUUGCUGGUCAUCUUGUCGUGGGUGGCCUUCUGGAUAAACAGGGAGGCUACAGCAGACAGAAUUGCAUUAGGGACAACCACGGUACUGACGAUGACUCUUCUGGGAAUAGAAAACAAGAAUGCCUUCCCCAAAGUGCCCUACAGCACGGCUCUCGAUCUUUACGUUGGAGUGUGUUUCGCUUUUAUCCUAGCUACUAUUGUUGAGUUUGCAUUCGUUCAUUACUUUACAAAGUAUGGGACUGGAGAACCUUUUCUGUACGACUCAACUGAUGAUGACAGUUCGUUUGACGAGGAGUGUACAGAUAUGGAGAGCCGAGGCGCUGUUUUCAAAGUUAAUGGAAUGAACGGACUGGAUGACAUCCAAGACACGACACAAGACCAUCAAGUUAAGAAAGGUUUCCUCGCCAAACUGUGUGGAUGCUUGACCGAAACUAAAGGCUACAAAGGCAUACAGAAGCGAGAUAUGCAAAGAGCGUUUAGCAACAGCGUCAGCAAAAUAGACCGGCUGUGUAGAAUUAUGUUUCCGUUAGCCUUCUUGGUGUUCAAUGCCGUGUACUGGAUUGCUUACUCCCGUUGGCCGUCGAGAUGACAACUAUUGGUCUUUCUUAUUUCUGAAAUGCUGAUGGUGUUCGGGUGAUGACGCAGUUGAAGUAUGCAUUCAAAACUUUACCUGUAGAAGAACGAGGUGAGAUUCAGGUUCACCACGAGCGUGAAGCCAACAGUCCAUUGAUAAUGAUGAUGAAGCACAGCAGUUCAGCCACUAGAUGUGUGUGGAUGAGACAGCAUUGAAUUUAAUAAGCAAACAGUUAAAUCAUAUCGCUGUAUGUAAGAGCCAAUUACUCAGAAAAGUAAAAUUUGAUCAACAGUGUUUGUAUUAUAAAUAUAAAUAUCGACUUAACGGUGCUCGACUGUAUUGUUAUUUUGGAGAGUUAAAGUGUGCAAACACUCUAGCGAUUCAGGCACGACAUUUUGUACAUUACAAUUGACCUUGAACAGUAUUACAAACCAUGUAGGAAGAAUGUAUCGUCCGGGAAGUUAUAAAUCGUCGCACAGACAGAGUAAAAAGGAUAUAUCGUCGUGUGGAGUCGUAUUCAUCCAGCAGACGAAACCACUGACAAUAUAUUAUGGUUGACAUGUUCGUUGAACUAUGUAUUGUACAGAGACACGAACGUGAAUGUUUAAUAGUUAUUCGUUCAGAGUGUGUACAGAUAUACGGUUUUGGAUGUGG
This is a messenger RNA of Gigantopelta aegis, 1977 nucleotides long. RefSeq names its product gamma-aminobutyric acid receptor alpha-like. Gene Ontology annotation, biological process: regulation of membrane potential; nervous system process; signal transduction. The record is from RefSeq and is a predicted model, not a curated record. The transcript is spliced from 9 exons. Gene Ontology annotation, cellular component: synapse; membrane; neuron projection. Gene Ontology annotation, molecular function: extracellular ligand-gated monoatomic ion channel activity; GABA-A receptor activity; neurotransmitter receptor activity. NCBI's taxonomy places the organism in Eukaryota, Metazoa, Mollusca, Gastropoda, Neomphalida, Peltospiridae.